Molecule: messenger RNA, 4410 nt
Organism: Strongyloides ratti
Lineage: Eukaryota; Metazoa; Nematoda; Chromadorea; Rhabditida; Strongyloididae
Product: Thyroid adenoma-associated protein
Exons: 1
Coding region: 1-4410 (1469 amino acids)
Biological process (GO): tRNA methylation
Cellular component (GO): cytosol
Source: RefSeq, a predicted model, not a curated record
AUGGUAACAACUAAACCACCUGCAUCAAAGAAGAAUAAAAAAAAAGUUAAAGGAAUGGAUACUGCCCUAACAGAUGGUGUACAACAAAAUCUUUCAAAAAAACAUUCUCAAAUGUAUCUUGAGAAUGCUCUUCUUUCUGAUCCUAAUAUUCCAUUAACAAGGAAAAAAAUGACACUUUUUCAGGAUUGUCUUGAGCAACGGAAUCGUUUAACUCCUCGAGAAAGAUAUAUGACAGCAGCUUUAGAUGCAAUUGAUGAUACCGAUGAUGAAGUUACAUUAAUAGCUUUAAGGGAUUUAGUUGAUCAUUGGAGAGCUUACAAUACCUCACAAACAUCACCAAACGAACAAUUUCAUCUUCAUAUUUUAACAUAUAUGCCAUUUUAUUUUUUUCGUAUAGCUCCAGAUGCAAUAAUUAAGUCUUAUAUUACUGUCUUUGAGGCUUGUUUAAAAAAUUACCUCAUGAAAUAUCCUAAUAUUGAAUUCAGGGAAGGUGAAAAACCAACAAAUCAAAUGAUAAUUAAUAUUGAAAAAGGUAUCCGUGAAUCUCUUUACAAAAGACAUACUAAAAAAGUUGUCUAUCGUUGUUACUUAUCUUUCAUGAGGAUUCUCAAUUUUUCUUCUCUAGAUAGUAGUGAUAUUGAUGCUAUGUAUAAUUUGAUAAUUUUUCAUGAUUUAACAAAUAUUGUUACACAUAUCUUAAUGAUAGAUUUGGAAAAGAAAAGAAAUGAAGCUAGGCAUAUACAUUGUCUUACAUAUUAUUUAACAACAUCUAGUCAAGAUAUAAGAUUUUUAAUUUAUGAUAAAAUACUUCCUGAAAUGGUAUCUUCAAGUGUUUUACAGGAAUGGUUUAUUAAAAAUUUUAAUACUAUUACUGGAGGACAUCAUACUCAUAAAACAGUUGUUCAGUCAACUUCAUCAACAAUGGAAAUUGAUCCAGAACAUUAUGCUUCAGAGAGUCGAAUUGUUUUAGCACAAAUAUUAUCAGGUAUGGUACCACAUGAAAAAACAAUUUUACGUGAAAAAAUACAUUGGAAAAAAUUAAUUGGUUUAAAAGAUAUGAUAAAAAUUGUUUUUGGUUCUCAUACUAGAGUAGCAAUAACAGCAAUGUCAUUAAUAUUAUUAAAUAAAACUUCAAAUUUAAUUACAAAAGAAGAAUUUGACAUAAUAAUUGGAGGUUUUUAUAUUCAUGCACCUAAUUGUACCAAUAAUACUAUUGAUCCAUUUAUGAAUGUAAUGUCAAAAGUUAUGAGAAUCCUUUGUGAUGGUGGUGAAGUUAUUCUUAAAGAUAUAUUUAGAGAAAUGCCAAUUGAAAAUUUUUUAAUUCAUACUAAAAUAUGUUUUAAUGAAAUGAUUAAUAAAAUGUUUGCUUGGUGUUUUUUAAAAGAAGCACCUAUGUUAAAUAGAAUUGGUGCUUCAAUGUUAGAACUUAUUUAUAUAAAAAAUGGUUUUAAAGGAGGAAAAGGAUCAUCAAAAGUAAAAUAUCAUAAUUAUAUUAAUUGUGAUUCAUUUAUAACUAUGGAAUUAAUGAAUAAAUCAUUAGAAGGUUUAAAACAUGCUGAAAGUUAUGUCAAAGAUGUUAUUAGUUGUAUUAUUAAAAAUAAUACUCAUGUUACAAUUAUUAAACAAAAACUUGAAGAAUAUAUUCAAUUAACUAUUGCUUCAAGAAAUGUUUCACAAGUUGGAUAUAUUCAAACAUUGUUAGAAAUUUUUUCUAAAAGUGAUGAUUUUAAUUUGGGUAUUAUGAUAAAUAAAAUAGAAGAAUUAUUACCAUUUCAGACAUAUAGUGAACAAUAUAUUCAAUUUAGUGGUGAUAAGACUCAUAUUUAUGUUGCUUUAUCAUUAUUUUCAACAGUCUUUAGUUUACCAAAAUUUGAGGAAGAAUUUACAAAGAAGGCUAAAGAUUUGACAUGGUUUGCCAAAUUUAAACACCAUUUUUUGACAUAUUUUUUUAUUUUUCAAGGUGAAAGAGAUAAUGUUAUACAAAGUGAAUAUCCUGAAGGAUACAUUUCAGAACAUGAUAGAAAAAGUAUUGAAAAAUUUAAUAGUGAUAAUCCAUCAUGUCCUAUAAAUGAAGCAACCUUUGCUCGUGAUAAUCUUGCUUUAUCAAUGAGAAUAACAAAAUGUAUUAGUUCAAUUCUUGUAUCAUUAAUUAAAAUGUCUUCCUUUGAACAAUUAUUUGAUUAUAAUUUUAGAAAAUUAAUGGUUGGAUAUUAUUUUCAUCAACUUAUUAAUACAAGACAUGUUGGCAGUUACCGAGUAGUUAGUCAACAUUUUCAAGAAGUUUGUAAAAAGUAUUCUGAAGUUAAAUUUAUUAAUGACUCUAAAAAUUGUACCUCUAAUGGACCAUUAGAUGUUAUAACAUAUGGUAAUGAAGAUGGUCUUUUGGAUUCAUUAAAUUUAGAAGGAUACUCUUAUCAAUGGAUAGAAAAUAUUUAUGAAUAUUAUGAAAAAGAAAAGUAUAAAGAUAGAAAAUUAAAACCUAAACAAAAAUAUGAAUUUAGAAGAAGUGCAGGAAUACCAUAUUUAAUAUCAACAAUGUUAAUGUAUGAAAAAUUUGAUGAAAAUAAGGAGUAUCAAUAUAUGAAUAAAAUAAUGAAAUCUAUUCAAGAUAGAACAGAAGAGUUAAGUGAAAAUGAUUUAACUGAAAUAUAUAUUUUAAAAUCACUUUUAACAAAUAAAAGUUUAUCAAAAAGAACUGAACAAUACUUAAGUCAUUGGUUGAUAUUUUGUUUUCAAAAUUGUUAUCGAACAAAUUUUUCAAUCAAAAAUAGUAUAUUUCAAUUAUAUGUUGUUGUUUUAACAAGGAUAUUUGGUAAUCCAAAAAUUCAAAGAGAUAGUUUUUUUGUUGAAGAUAGAUUAAAAGUUAAAUGUGGUAUAUUUUUUAAAAAGUAUCCUGAAUUAUAUGAAUUAAUACACCAACUACUAUUUCAUGAUAAAAAACCUAAUGAACAAAGGUUAUUAUUUACAUCAAUGUUAUUAUCAUAUAUAAAACCUGAUAAUCGAGGUGAUCCUCCAACUAUUUAUGAAACAUCUCAUUUAAUUCCAAAUCUUUUGAGGUGCCUUUUACAGUGUAGAGAUUUACUUACAAAAAAUACUAUUAUAGCAUCUAUUUGCUCUAUUAGUACUGUUGCUGAUUUUGAAGCUAUCUCAAAAUGGUUAUACUCAUUACUAAUAAAAGAGUUAGCUGUUAGCUCCAUAAUAAGUAUACUUUGUUUUCUUCAUGAUUAUCUUACAUCAAAUGCUCCUAUUGUUCAAACAUAUUUUGAUUUAUGUUAUCAUAUUAUUACACAAAUUCAGGGUAAUCUAGCUACCAGACAAUUUCCUGAUUAUGCAAUGAUUGUCUUUUUCCGUCUUAUAAAAGUUUUGGAACGUCUUCUUCCAAAUGGUGGACAUGACAAAAUUGAUAUUAGAAGUGAACAACUAGAAAUUAUUUAUAAAAAUUCUGGUCAAGCUCUUCGUGAUACCAUUGCACGAUUUAUUGCAACACACCAAGAUUUAGAUUAUGUUUUAUGUGAAAUACCUAAAUGUUUACCAAAUUAUUUAAGAUAUAUUGCCUAUGAUAAAGAAUGCCAUUCAUUUACACCAGAAGGAAUGGCACGUCUCCUUACAGCUAAUUUUGACUGUCCAGAAAUUAAAAAAAUUAUUCUUCAUCUUUUUAAUACAAGAAAAUUUCCGGAUAGUUGUGUUGAACCAAUAGUUAGGUGGAUUAAAAAAAUUAAAGAUGAAAAGGAUGAUCUUUUGGAUGAUCAAGAAUUUUAUCUUUUAUUAAUAUCAUUAGAAUCAAAAAUAAGAAAUGCUAAACAUUGGACAUAUCAAUUAUUAGAAAAAGAUAUUGAAAUGAUAAGAAUGGAAAUGAGAAAACCUAAACUUAGAAGUAGAAUAGUUGCUAUUGAUGUAAUACAAUCAUUAUUACAAGAAGCUAUUAAUAAUGGUGCAUCAACACAUACACUUGUUCAAGCUCUAUUUCCAUUAUUGAAAGAUGAGGAUAAAGCAAUAGCUCGUACUGCCAGUAGAAUAUUAGCACGAACUUUUAAGUUAUCUUCUAUUGAACCAAAUGCUGAGUUAAUGUUAACAUUAAUUCUUUAUGCUAGACCUAAAUAUAUAAUAGAGUACAAUGAAUUUAUUAAUUAUACUGAUGAUGAAGAUGAAGAAGAACAAUUAUAUAAUAGAUAUAAUCAAGAUUUGGUAAUAUUUAUGCCAGCAGUAGAAAAAAAUAAAAGAUUUCGUUUGGAUGAAUUGGUUAUUCCACCAUAUGCUUUAAGUGAAAUUUAUAGUUUCUUAUCUGAACAUGCAACAUAUGGUCGUAUAGGUAUUCAUCAAGAAAUUAUAAGAAUGACAAAACAAUUUCGUGAAAAACAAAUUUCCCUAGAAGAUUAUAUAGAAGAUUUUUCUCGUACAGUUUGUUGGUAA